AUGAUGAGGGGAAGCAGGACAGCGUCUUUGGACGCAGCCAAGGCUACAGCAUUGACAACAACUGAAAUGAAAUUCAAAAUAAGGAUGCGAUUGAUUGAUUCUCGGUUCCUUGAUUUGCUUCAGUCUGUGCCCAAGAUUCGGUCUUCCCAAUUCAACACGCAGCUCCCACAAUGGGAGGCAAUUGUGUCAAGCGUUGACGAUCAUAGUGCGGGAGAAAAUGACAACAGCUUUGUACCACCUGUAUUUGAACCAUGGGGUGAUGGGGACCAUUCAGAACCAGCGUUUUGGGACGAAGACGUGGCUAAUACUUUCGUAAACUUCAGUGAAAGGGACAGCCAUUCGAAUGAAUUGAAUGAUACUGCAGGACAAGAUAAUGAUGGCCAAAAUGUAACGCAAGAUGAACGCAAUUCACGACCACAGUAUGUCGUUGACGAAGAGCCGAAGGAUGAGCUGCUGGAUCAGUCCUUUCUCCCUGAUGUAGAAGGCAAUCUUGUGCAAAGCAUUGGUGAAAACAGUGAGGAACUGGGGUUUCUGGAUUCCCAUGGCCUGGACUCAGCCAUUGACAGCUUGGGGAAAGACGCAUCCCACUUGGCAACCGGUGAUCACGGCCAUAUGGACCAACCAGCGAGUCCGCUUUCUGAAGCUUCGAGUAGCAGCUUAGAACAGCAAGCAAAUUCAACAAUUGAUCUCGAUACUGAAGAGCUCUAUGCGGACCUAGCCAGUCUCGAUCUUACGACUCUGAAAGAUCCACCGGUUUACUCUGAUGAAGUGAAGAAUGGAGCACAAAAUCCAGACCCGAUACUCCUAGCCAAUCUUGAAGACGAGGGAGAAUCUGAUGACGAUGACGAAGCCGAAACUCAGCCGCUGGACGUGGCCCUACAGAGCCAUCGAGAACAUAAUGAUCUGGCGGUACAAGGACCGUCAUCAAUAUUCCAAGUGGAUGAUGAUCCGGGUGAUCCAAUGUGCAGCAUCACUAUUCCAGCUUCUGACGUUCAAAAGAAGAAUCACGACCACCACGGUCAACAGAAAGAUGACAAAGACUCUGGAUUUAUAUCUCAAGAUGGCAGCUCGACACGACGAGAAGCUUGGGCCGCUGCACAAUGUGUUUUGAAAACCUAUGGUCUCGUUGAAGGAUUCCCGAAAAAGGAGCGGCAAUGUGAAGGACACAAGGAUACCAUCUUUGGCGUCUCCUUUUCGGAAUGCGGCUCCUAUUGCGCAACGGCCAGUCAAGACUCCACCAUCAAGGUGUGGGACGUCCGAAACAAGACCCUGUUAGCUACUUUGGAAGGACAUUCAAAGGACUUCGAGUGUCUGCGUGUGGCCUGGGCGUCACAUUCGUGGUCCAACAAAGUAUUGGAUCGCAAUUCCAACUUUAAGUAUUUGCUGGCUUCUAGUGGCGCCGAUGGUACCGUUCGAUUGUGGGCCUGUCAAGAUCCUAGAAUCACGCCAGGUCAAAAAGGUGGGUGGCAAUGCUACCUGACGUUGGACCAUUCGCAAUUUGCGGUCAAACGCACCAGUGCGGCCGAGGCUCAAGACAAACCACAAAUAUAUACGUUGGAUUUCAUUAAUCACUGGGAAGCCUUUGACACCUCUGGAGAAGAUUCUUCGCCAAGCUCAUUUCUCAUUACAUGUUCGGAUGAUUAUCUACAUUUUUGGACUUUGGAUGGAUUGUCCACAUUGGAGCCCACGUGCCCCGAUCGGCUGACUCUGAAAGAAGUCAUAAGUCUUAAAUUUGGAUCCAUUGGUCAAUAUGGUUACGGUGUCAGUGUUACAAAUGUCACGGUGACUGAUCAUAGUACCACUACAUUGGAAGGUGACAAUGCUGAUUCUGCGGGAAACACUUUUGGUGGAGACCGCAAUCCCAACAAUGUGGUCUACGUCUUUGAUGCUUCCUUUUGCCCAGCCAAUGGACUUGUUGGCGUGGCUCUAUCCGAUGGAACUCUUCGUUUGAUCAAUGGCCGUGGCAUUUGUGUCUGCAUUCUCUGUGUCGCCAAUUCCCAAUCGCAUUUGAAGUCAUUUUGCUGGGAUCGAAAUGGGUCUCGGUUGGUCACGACUGUGGCCACGGGACAAUUGGUGUCCUGGGAAUUGCGUUUGAACGACGAGGCACAUCAAAAUGGCUACACCAAGGCAGACCAUGUAUGUACAUUUGAGGGUGGCCACGCAGCAGGCCGUCCUCUGUUUGGUGCUCGGUACUAUGGUGGAGACACCGAAGAGUUGAUUCUCUCAUGGAGUGUGGAUGGCUCAUUGUGUCUUUGGGAUUCCCAAUCGCAUGGCCAUGUGAAAUCACCAAUCGCCGUCUUAAGGCAAUAUGAUCACUCAAUUUAUGCUGUAGAAGUCCAUGCGAACCAAUCCACUGCGGUAGGAGGCGCCGAAAGCGACUGCUGUUCCCAUGGGGUUCCACUCUACCUAGAAGGUAUCCAGAUCCCAGCAUUGACAGCAGCAGUUCUCUUGCGAAACGUGUCAAGUCCACUCGAUAGUCUACACGCAGUUUCGCUGCCCAAGGAGGAGGAGGACAAGGCGCCUCUAUCCCCCAAGACGACCCAAACCUCUGAAACAGUUGCGGUUGUUUCUCCGCCAUCGUCACCGACUUUUGACUUUGACCAUUUGGUCCAACAAAUUGAACCCUUUGACGGCACUGAUCCAAUAUCAGAAAUUGAUCCCUUCGCUUGGGAUUUGGGAGACGACGUUGAAUCUCUGGUGCUGGACGACGACGAAUUGGCUGCCUUGUGGGAUAUUGGAGAGUCUACUAGUUUCGAGCCAACAGCAAUAAGUGAAACUGUUGUAGUCACACAAUCCCACGCAACUCCAACGGAACAAGUCCCGGAAAUAAAUUCAUCAGUGGAGGAAGAAACAGUCGACGCCAAGACUGAAGAGCCACAAGAAAAAGAGCCAGAAGAAGCUGUUUCGGAAACCAAAACUGACAACAACAAAGAAGAGGAAGAAGGCAAGAAGGAAAAACCAACUGGUCCGCAACAACAAAAGCAAGGAACAGACGGAUUGCCAUCUUAUUUAUAUUGCCAGCCCAUUGCGAAGAACGGAGUCGAAGAUUCACCACCACCUUGGCAAGAAAUUCCGGAGGAAACCAAAGAAUCAUCGUCGACACUCAAUCGAGAAAAACUGCUAGGCCAGUUGGCAGGUUUGGGUCUCGAGUCUCUGUCCCAGUUGGCAUUAUACUCGGACCGAUUGAAGGGAACUGACCAAGACAACCUUUUGAGUAUUUUAGAAGAGGUAACAGGUAUUGGGAACACGGAACGAGACUUGUUGGACUUGGAUGCAGAAGAUUUGUUUACCGAACUCAGCGAUUUGGGAUUUGGAGGUUUGGCUGAGAUUGCUCGGGAAGCUUCCUACGAACCAUCAACGCUCAUUUGUCAACCCUGUGCCCCCAAACCUAUUGAUCCUACGAGCUUGACCAAGGAAGAAGAAAAAGAAGAGUCAAUAAAGCCUGCUGCGGAUACCAGAGUAGAAACGAAAGAGGAACCAGAGUCAUCAACCAUACCUCCACCUGCAAAAGAAGAGACGGGAGGAAUAGACUCAAAAUCCACCAACAGUCCAGCUAGCAAAAAGGGAGACGUGGAAAAAGACAAAUCCAAAAUAGACGAGAGACUGCAAAUCCAACAGCAAAAGCUUGACAUGGGGACAGAGACAGCCCCCAAGAUUGUCGAGCUCCAAGAUGACAUUGGUGGAAAGCCAAAAGCAAGAAGGAGCGAUGGUCCAUCACAGCCACCGAAAAAGCCUCGCCCAAUCCCAUUAAAACCAACCACAUCAGUCACGGAAGAAGUGGAACAAGAGAGAACGGAUAAGGGAAAUGGCGAGAAAACACAAAGCGAAGAAGCCAAAACGGCAGAGAGUGUUCGACAACAAGCGGCUUUGCGAAUGACCUCUCAAAUGUUCACACCUGGUAGAACCAUUUCAGUCAAGGAUGAUUUGGAGAAGGAAAAGAGUCAAAAACAAGACGACAGAAAACCAGUUAAUAACGCUCAGCAACCUCCGGCGCAGCCAUCUGGAAAAGGUGCACCGUCCAAGAACGAAGCAUUUCUGGCUCGUCUCCAGAAAAAGGAAGCGGACAUCCAAAAGAGAGACCAGGAAGAACUGCAGGAAAGGCCACCAUUGCACGUCACAGAUGCCUUCAAAGGUUGCACGCCCUGUAUCCCCAACAACUUCCGCAUCAUAUCUACAAAGGAACCGGAAGAGAAGUCGACUGACAGCGAUUCAGAAGCUCCAACAGAAGCUCCAUCACAAGCGCCACCACAAGCGCAAAAUGACGAUAUUACCGCUAGCCAGCAACAUCCACAGCUGCGAGACAACCCAAGUGCACCACAGCAAGAGGAACAUCAACAAUACGAUGGCCAUGAACAGCAAUUUCAAAAUUACAAUCCAGCGAGGCCUGAAGCUUGGGAUGUUGCGGAUGGUCUCUUGAAGACGUUUGGACUUUUCGAAGGAUGCAAGAAAAAGGAGCAAAGCUGUUUUGGUCACAAAGAAAAGAUUUUUGGAGUUUCGUUUUCCGAAUGCGGAAACUUUUGUGCCUCGGCCAGUCAAGAUUCCACCAUUAAUGUUUGGGAUGUCAAGAAGAACAGUCUUUUGACUUCCUUGAAGGGACACUCGAAAGCCUAUGAAUGCCUUCGUGUGGUCUGGGCAUCACCGACAUGGUCCAGCCACAGCUUGGAUCGCACUUCCAAUUUCAAGUACUUGUUGGCAUCGAGUGGUGCGGAUGGAACAGUUCGAUUUUGGGCUUGUAAAGAUCCGAGGAUCAAACAAGGCGUGGAAGGAAGUUGGCACUGUUGUCUGACGUUUGACCACGCGGAGCCAUCGAGCCAAAAGCAAUCCGAGGUUGACAAGGAACUCGGUGCGAUUGCCGAAGACGAGGAAAAGGAAGAGGAGGAGGAUAAGGACAACGACAAGCCGCAAGUGUAUUCGCUACAGUUCAUUGAUCACUGGCAAGCCUUCAACAACAAAAUGGAUGGAGAUGCGCAGAAUUCCUUUUUCAUGACAUCGUCGGAUGAUUAUGUUCACUUUUGGGAACUGGAGAUCAAGUCUGGCAUGGAACAAGUGCUGACCAUGGGAGAAGAUCAAGAAAUAUCUUUGAAGCUUCGUCCCGAUGAAAUGGGCCUAAAGGAAGUAUUCAGCUUGCACUUUGGAGACAUGAACCAAUAUUUCUACGGUGUGGAAAUUGUGAAUGUUACCAAACAAGGUCUUGGAAUUGGCGGCGGCGGCAGCGGAGAUCAUACGAACGACUCUUCCCCUGCUAAAGCAUUUGGUGGAGAGAGGAAUCCUGAUAAAAAGGUCUAUGUAUUUGAUGCCUCAUACUGUCCCGCCAUUGGACUGUUGGGAGUUGCCCUCUCGGAUGGAUCCCUUCGUUUGCACAAUGGUCGUGGACAUUGCGUAUCCGUCAUGAACUUGCCCGGUGUGAAUUCUCAUCUCACAUCAUUUAGUUGGGAUCGUUCUGGAGAACGAUUGGUGACCACAGUGGCGACUGGUCACUUGAUUUCGUGGCACGUGCAUUUCGGUGAUGUCCAAGGGAACGGCAAUGCCAAGGCCGAGUGCAUGGCCAUUAUGGAAGGUGGUCACGCACCGGGACGUCCCAUAUUUGGAGCCAAGUAUUUGGGUGGAGAAUACGAACAUUUAAUUGUCUCUUGGGGCAUUGAUGGGUCGUUGUGUUUGUGGGACUCGUACUUGCAGGGCAACGUCCAGUCUCCCAUGUCCGUUUUGAAACAGGACGACGAAUACCCAAUUUAUGCAGUCGAUGUGCACCGGGAGAAGCAAGUAUUGGCCGUCGCAGGAGGAACCGACGGUGGUUUCAUUGGCACGCCAUUGUACCUGUACAACUACAAGGAAAUGAAGGAAAAGAAGAAGGAAGAGAAAAAGUCCCAAGAGAAGAAGCAAGAGCCUGAAUCAUCCGAAACAAAAGCCAAGUAG
Messenger RNA from Cylindrotheca closterium, 5913 nucleotides. NCBI's taxonomy places the organism in Eukaryota, Bacillariophyta, Bacillariophyceae, Bacillariales, Bacillariaceae. The record is from the annotation of a GenBank genome assembly.